Dendrobium catenatum is the source of this 1707-nucleotide messenger RNA. RefSeq lists its product as uncharacterized. The coding region runs from base 398 to 1525 and encodes 375 amino acids. NCBI's taxonomy places the organism in Eukaryota, Viridiplantae, Streptophyta, Magnoliopsida, Asparagales, Orchidaceae. Gene Ontology annotation, cellular component: endoplasmic reticulum. The record is from RefSeq and is a predicted model, not a curated record. The transcript has 3 exons.
AAGCUAGCUUGGAAAAUCUUAAAGAAAUUUCUAAUCACGGUCAAUAUAAAUUCAAUUAGAUUUACAAUAUCUCAAAGUAAAUUUAAGAAUGUUAAAAUCUAUAUAACUCAGAUUCACUUGUGAAACACUAUCAUAAAAAUUUUCUAGCCUUGAAACUUGAAAGUUAAUAAGUAAUAUCUUAAAAUUUAUUUUCUCAUUAAAUUUAUAUAGUCUGUCGAACUGAAAAAAGGAAGUAAAAAAAUAAAAAAUAAUUUAAAAAACCUUCCAAAGUCUGGCUUUCAAUUUCCGACCGUUGAAACAUUUCGAAAUUCAAAAACGUCUGCCCUCGCAAUAUAACCCCACCAGAUUUCAGCGCAGCCAAAAAAAAAAAAUCCAAGAAAAGCGGAAAUUCGUAGCGAUGAAAAGCUCCAUUACUUCAUCCGCCGCCUCCUCCAAAACACCGGCGACUGUGACGGCAGGGUCCUCAUACACGGCCGGCGGUGCACGAGACCGGUCGGAGGGCCGAGGCGAUAGCAGCUGUUACUUUCCUGGUUGCCGGAAGGACACAAACUGCAACUGCAAAAUGUGCCUCGCGAGCAUCAAUGCAACCCUAGACCUCAUCCCCACCGGAAGCUCCAUCACAAAACUCUCUUAUUUACCCAAAAGAGCGGCGACACCUCCGGCGAGGCCGGUAAUGGAGCCGGCAACGCCUCCGGCGACCUCUGGCCACCUCAUUUCCACUCAAUCCUUCUCCCUCACUCCUCCCAUCAAAUCGAAGGCCAAAUCGCGGCCACAAAUUAGAGAAAUUCCGGGUGAUAAGGGCGGAUCUUGGGUUAUAGGGCACUGGAAACUGAUGGUUUUUGUUGGGAUUUUCUUGUUCACCGCCGUGGAACUAGGUUUUCUUAAAGGGGUUGUAGAGGGGUUUGGUCCAAGAUUGACGAAGGAGAUUUUGGAGCAGUUUGUGGAGGAAUCUGGAUGUGAAGCCGUGGAUCUGAGAACGAGGUUAAGGGUUUUGGAGCUAAAGAUAGGAGGUGUUGUUCACGGAGAUGUCUUAAAUUGCAGCUCCUUGGACGCUGCCUGGGAAAUGAAACAACAGGUAGGUCGUCAGUUCUUCCACUGGAGAUGUGUAAUAUACGAAUCCAUGGCAGAGGAAGUGAGUGUCUGGGGUAGCCCUCUUCGAACUUCUGGCCUGAUCUCAACCGGGUUUGAUUCUCGAUCGCUCACACUACUUUUAGGCAGGAUCACAGAGUGGUCAGAUGGGAAGCUGGACGCAGUCUCCAGAACUGGAAAUGGAACCUCAUGGAGCUUGAAGAGAUGGAAUGCAGUAGCUAUGCAGUUGGAAAAUAACACUUGGGUUGUGGAGUAUAAGAGGAGGGCAAUGUUUGAGGAUCCGAAACUGCUUCCAGCUGCAUUGGAUGUGUUAAGGUUGAGGUCCAUAAAGAUGUUUAAGCUGGUAAAGCAGGAAACUUGGAGACUUCUAACCAUUGGUUCUAUUCCUUAUGCUUUCUAUCAACCUGAGGAAGUUAAUUUAAUGCAUCCAACAUAGACGUGGAGAGAUAUGUCAUUGCUGCUUGGGUUGUUUCUGAGAACAUCUCAUUUCUUAUGAGAAUUUUUGUAUUAGAUUUUUCAGAGUUUGUAGCAGAUCAGCUCUUCAAGACAUUAUAAAGCUCUGUACGACAGUAAAUGAUAUAUUUUCCUUUGAUUUUGGGAGUGGCUUAGUGCAGUUUU